Messenger RNA from Morchella importuna, 978 nucleotides. RefSeq lists its product as uncharacterized. The record is from RefSeq and is a predicted model, not a curated record. The transcript has 5 exons. Lineage: Eukaryota; Fungi; Ascomycota; Pezizomycetes; Pezizales; Morchellaceae. Bases 1 to 978 code for a protein of 325 amino acids.
AUGAAGAAAGAACUUUCAAUCAUCAGCAAAACCUUCAAAGUUGAGACCUGCGAAGGUGGCGACCCAAAGUUAUUCAGUCAACUUUCUACCUGGGAAUUACUUAACCUUAAAGUCUCAAUUAUAGCUACUCCAGAUACCCCUGAUAGACUACAAAAGGAGCAUGGUAUCUCGUCGAAGUUUUUACAGGACUCGUUCGGAAAAUAUAGCAUUCAAACAAUUGGAAAUGACGCCCUCGAAAAGGAGUUUGAAAUUAAUAAACCGGUACAAUAUAUGGUAUCUGCCACUAAGCAUUAUUCGUGGCCAAAGGCUGCUGCCAUCACGGGUAUUGGCUCUGAAAACGUCAUCAAUGUUCCCGUAGACAAAGUGGUAGCAAUCAUUGGCACGACGGAGGAGGGUGCCGUUGAUCCACUCGCUAAGGUUCUCAAGCUCCGCAAAAAAUACCAACGCCUCGGCAUGUCAUUCAUCGUUCAUGCUGAUGCUGCUUGGGGAGGCUACUUUGCAUCUACUCUUCCGCCAAAACGGGCAAAGGGUCAGCCCGAUAAUUCUCCAGACGAGGGUGACUAUGCAGCAAUUCCUCUACGAAAAGAGACAACAAAACAGCUGCUUCAUUUGCACCUCGCAAAUUCAAUAACUAUCGAUCCGCACAAGACCGGAUAUGUUCCAUAUCCAGCUGAUGGAACAAACAGCAAGCCCGCCGCCGCCGCCGCCGCAGGUGCAACCUUUCUAUCACAUAAGGUAAUCGGCUUGAACCAACAUGGAUAUGGUGGGUUACUCGGCGAAACCGUUUUUACUUGUAGCAGGCUGUCCGCGCAUUGGGCUCCGAUGGAAAAUAAGAAAUUCAUCGUCGUCCCUUUAAAUACGCCCCCAUCAGAGGAGACCGAAGGGCCGGUUAGAGCUGAUGCUCUUGACAAAGAGAAGCAAGAAAUCCGGGACCGUAUCCUCAAAAGGACGAACUGGGAGGUAUCUCAAGAUACCUAG